UUUUUUUUCGUAUUACAAAGAGAUUCAUGAAAAUUGUAGCCUAGCUAUUAUUAUUUAUUUUAUUUUAUUUAAAAAAAAAAAAAAAACAGACCGGAAGUGUUCCUUUUACUGCUGUUGACGGAACACAAGGCGUGAGAGCGCAGAACCACACAGACAGACCACACACACACACACGGGAAAGGGCUGAUCAUCGGAUUCUCCUCUCUGUCAAACAGGAUAUCUCUGUAAGGAUGGAAAUGGAUAUCAGUGGAGUGCCAAGGGCACACGUCUCCAUACUUCCUGCAGCGGAAAUCAAAGCCACGUUGAAACCAGAACCAGAGAGACCUCGCUGUGCCAGCACCCCGUGUUCACCCAUCAGAGGUACCGUAGCGGGAUACCAGAUCCUCCACAUGGACUCCAACUAUCUGGUGGGCUUCACCACCGGCGAGGAGCUGCUCAAGCUGGCCCACAAGUGGUCAGAAGGCCCUCCGGAGAAGGGUUCUGUAUCUGAAGCCGUGUCCAGCUCCAUCCAGAGUGCCGUCCCGAAGUCCGUGGACUUGGGCGUCCACCGGUCUUCACGGAUCUGCAAAGGCAAAAGUCGCUACUACCAACCGUAUGACAUUCCCGCCGCCAACGGGCGGAGACGGCGGCGUAUGCCCAGCUCUAGUGACACCUUCCUCAGGUCCCUGGCCCACGGAGAGCCUGGGAGGGGUCUGCAUGCUCCACUCCCCCUCUGUCUGCUCAAAGGGAAGAGGGCCCAUUCCAAGUCUCUGGACUACCUUAAUCUGGACAAAAUAAGUAUCAAAGAGUCGUCAGACACUGAGGUGUUACAGUACCAACUGCAGCACCUCACCCUGCGAGGGGAGCGCAUGUUUACCAGAAACAAGACAUGAAAGCGGAAGGCCCCUUUUUAGGCCUCUUUCACCCUUUUGGGGAUUUAGGUGCUAUUUCCAGUUUGAUUUCUUCUACUCAGAUUACAAACUGCUCUUUAAGAAGACAGUCUGAUAAUCUCGUUAUAUUAUUAACCGGGGAGGGGGGUGACGGGUUUUACCUUGUACUGUACACAUAACGUUGUGAAGAAAAAUCCUUAAAUCACUCCUCACAUUGUGCUGAGGUUGUUGAGGUUAAAAAAUGUGAAUUAUAUAAACUUAGCAAUAACUGGUGAACCUAUUUAUUGACGGUGUUAUGUGUUUGUACCGGUCAGAGACACGCUGAUAUGAUGGAAGCACAUAUCCCAUACUGUAUCGGCUUAAAAAUUGCACCAUUGAUAUCGGUCCAAUAAUAGUUUUACUGCUUAUCUGUGAGGAGUUGUGUUAGUGGAAGUUCUGUGAUCUUUUUGUGUUUGUGUUUCACAUUAUGGCACUGCAUACAACUGUCAAAUUAGCAAAAUAAUACUUUCAUUAUGUUGCUAAUUUAUUGAUUUAUUGUUAGUUUUUAAACCUCUUAACAGAAGAUGGGCAUGUGUAAAAAGAAAACAACGUAGUGAUACUCGCGGAUCAGUUUAAGGGUUGGUAAAGAUCUGUUUAUUAAAGUCUGGCUUAGUACAAUACUCACAUGCCAUAUGUACAUUUAAAGAGCUAUUGGUCAUUUGUAAUAAUUCCCUCUGUCCAUACUUAAAGUGAUCCCUUCCUUUUUUUAAUGUAUUUAAGUAUUUUUUCCAGGCAUGACAUGAAACAAACAUCCCCCAUCCCCCAGACAUCCGGGGACUUUUCAAUUACAUUAGGCUCGUUCGAGAUAAACCAGGCCUGCGCAGGAUCGAUCACCGGCGAUCGCCAUGCAAUGCAUGCCGGUUAGAUUUGUUAUAAAAACAUAAUUUAAAGCGGUAAGCACCCACAGCCAGCUGUCCUUCCUGCAUUUGUCAGUUUAAACUGGGUUUAUUUUUAGCCUGAAUUAUGACUUAAACCUAAUAAUACGAUCUGUGCAUCUCUUAUUUGGAACAUAACCUGCUCCGGAGCAGGUUAGGUGUUCAGUAUAAGUUACCAUGGCGAUCUACCCCGGUAAGAAGUGAACCACCGUUGUACAGGACGGAAAACCCUGAAGGGUUAACCCUGAAGUUACCUCGUUAACCCAAAUCCUGCUUUCAGUGUACAUAUGAUGCCAUGUGUGUAUUGUAUUAAGAUUUGACCUGACUGAUUUUGUUUGAAAGGUGGCUGCUGUAGCUGGAUCCUCGACAGAGAACGGCAACUUCCGUCAUUGUUUGGUAACCAGUUGACGCGGCGGGAGUUAAGAAAACAUCUGUGGAAACUUGUUAAACUCCUCCCGAAGUGUCAUCCACUACAGAUAGAGAGCGAGAGAGUUCCUAUGCACAACCCAGACAGACAUAUAUACAUGUAUGAGUGGAGUAUCACUUUCAUAUCUGCUUAUAGGUUAUUGUUGGCAAAUAUGGUUGGGAAUAUGUUGCCUUUAGGAAACCAUAUUGGUGCAUCUCUAGCUUUGUACAUUGGUUUUUGUGCGCACAACAGUAUUUUUGAAGUGCGUCUUUUUGAUGAGUGUGUGUGUUCCCCUUACAGCUGGUGAUGGCAGAAAAAUGGUUUUCUGCAAACUGAUUGCACUGUUGCAUAUCUUUGACAGACUAUCUCUGGAAACGUCUCGAUAUUGUUACCGCUAUAGGCAUCAACGAGGCGUUCACAGUAAACACCGCAAUAUUGUACAUAAGCAAGCCAUGUGAUACACUUAACAGUUCUGUGGAAACAUCUGUACACCCUUUGAGUUUUUUUUGCACAACUUAUUGUGCUGCUUUGAAAGGAAAUCUUGAUGUGUGUUUUCUAUUACACUAAACAUUUAUUUAAUUGACGUGUAACAUAUGAAGCCUCUGUGCCGGAUUUAUGUGAUAAUGGCAUCUUUCAAAUUGUUCUGUUGUAGAAAAUGAACUAAUCUGAGUAAAA
Sebastes umbrosus (honeycomb rockfish) is the source of this 2864-nucleotide messenger RNA. It is a transcript of the gene macir, whose product is annotated as macrophage immunometabolism regulator. Gene Ontology annotation, biological process: negative regulation of cytokine production involved in inflammatory response; negative regulation of fibroblast migration. The coding region runs from base 231 to 872 and encodes 213 amino acids. NCBI's taxonomy places the organism in Eukaryota, Metazoa, Chordata, Actinopteri, Perciformes, Sebastidae. The transcript is spliced from 2 exons. The record is from RefSeq and is a predicted model, not a curated record.